Penicillium brevicompactum is the source of this 1512-nucleotide messenger RNA. Its product is annotated as flavin monoamine oxidase family protein. Gene Ontology annotation, molecular function: oxidoreductase activity. The record is from RefSeq and is a predicted model, not a curated record. Lineage: Eukaryota; Fungi; Ascomycota; Eurotiomycetes; Eurotiales; Aspergillaceae. Bases 1 to 1512 code for a protein of 503 amino acids. The transcript is spliced from 5 exons.
AUGGUCGCAACCAAAAAAACCCACGACGGUUAUUCCUGGACCAGAGCUGCCGGGGUGAAAAAAGGCGAUCUCCACUGCCGUGGGGUGGUCGAGCCCCGGGAGAAGUUAUCUGCUCCCGCUAGUCACAUUUACGAUGCAAUUGUCAUCGGAGCAGGUUAUACAGGUCUGAUGGCCGCUCGUGAAAUGUCCGAUCGUGGGCUAUCUGUGCUUAUGCUCGAGGCUCGCGAUCGGAUAGGCGGGCGCACGUAUACCGUCGAAGAAGAUGGUAUUCUCUACGAAAUGGGCGGGACUUGGGUCACGCACCACAUGGCGUACCUAUUCGCUGAGAUGAUACGAUACAAAAUGGACCGUGACCUUUUGAUCACCCAUCAUCGCGAGUAUGAGAAUGAUUACUACACACUAAAUGUUCCAGGUGCAAAUCCUCGCAAGAUCACCCACGAAGAGGGCGGGCAGAUUGCUGCUCGGGCAUGGAACAUCUUCGUCAAUGUGGACGGUGCCGACUGUCGAAGUAUAUGUCCUCUUCCACACGCAGGGUUGAACAAUUUCCUCGUUGAAAGAAAGGAGGUAGAGCACUACGACAAGAUGUCCUGCCAGGAUCGAUUCGAAGAAAUCAAGCACCUUCUGACGAAUGAGGAGGCCGGUGUUCUUGUCGCUCUGCUUCUACACAUUUCAGGCGGCAGUAUGGAAAACAGCAGUUUGUGGGAUAUGAUUCGCUCUCAUGCGCUCAUGUCAUAUAGCACCGAUAACUUCGGUCCUAUUUGGACCACAUACAAACUCCGCGAAGGGCAGUCCGAGCUAGCACGGCGCAUUUUCCAAGACUCGGUGGAUCAUGGCUUGCACUAUGCAUUCCAGAUGCCUAUCCAGUCCAUCUGCGACCUUUCUGGAUUUUCUGAAGUACGAGCGGUCUCAGGAAGAACUUUCCGAGCGCGGCGUAUUGUCUGCACAAUCCCUCUUAAUGUCCUGCGGACAGUUCAAUUCACACCCCCGUUGUCGGAAAAACGACAAGAGGCUCUCGAGAUCGGGCACGUGAACUUCAUGACUAAAGUCCAUGCGAAGGUAGAAGGAACUGGGUUGGCAUCCUGGAAUGGAAUGAGAUACCCGAACAAUCUGAUGUUUGGCUACGGAGAUGGAGUCACUGCCGAUGGCAGCGCCCACAUUGUUGGAUUUGGAAAGAACGAGGGAACGGACUUUGUUCCCGAGCUUCACCCACAAGCAACCAUUGAUGCAUUUCAGCGAUUGCACCCAAUGGAGGUGAAGAAAAUGAUAUUCCACAACUGGACUACUGACCCUUGGUCCCGAGGCGGCCCUGCUUGGUGGACCCCAGAGUAUAUGACUAAGUAUCAAGAUGAGCUUCAAAGUCGCCAUGGCAAUGUUUUCUUUGCCUCGGCAGAUUGGGCUCAUGGUUGGAGAGCCGCCAUUGAUGGCGCUUUGGAACAAGGAGCACUGGCGGCGAGAGAGAUCAUUGCCGAAAGGAGAGAGGUCGAGCAAAGCCAGGUGAGGUCCAAGUUCUAG